Anisakis simplex (herring worm) is the source of this 297-nucleotide messenger RNA. Lineage: Eukaryota; Metazoa; Nematoda; Chromadorea; Rhabditida; Anisakidae. The record is from the annotation of a GenBank genome assembly.
AUGCAAUCAACAACACCUACUGUGUUCGUGAAUAGUAGUCGCGAAGGAAUUGCACGAGCCAAGGCAGGUAAUUACGCGUAUAUGAUGGAAUCGUCAAUGUUGGAGUAUUACAUGGCAAGAGAUUGUCAGUUGCAGGCCAUCGGAGGUUUGCUUGACUCAAAGGGCUACGGAAUUGCUUUACCGAAAGGAUCGCCACUUCGACAUUUGCUAUCACAAACUGUGCUCCAGCUUCAGGAGCGGACUAUACUUGAAGCACUGAAAAUGAAAUGGUGGAAAGAUAAAAGUGGUGAAUUAUAG